Molecule: messenger RNA, 739 nt
Organism: Crotalus tigris (Tiger rattlesnake)
Lineage: Eukaryota; Metazoa; Chordata; Lepidosauria; Squamata; Viperidae
Product: proline-rich nuclear receptor coactivator 2-like
Exons: 1
Coding region: 256-666 (136 amino acids)
Biological process (GO): nuclear-transcribed mRNA catabolic process, nonsense-mediated decay
Cellular component (GO): P-body; nucleus
Source: RefSeq, a predicted model, not a curated record
AGGAGCGGAGCAGUUUCGGCUACAGCUGAAGAGCUGGGACUUCUACCCUUAAAGCCCACGUGCCGAGAAUCUGAUGUUGGGCUUGGCUUCGUGGCUGAAAAUGGCAAAUCAGCCCAUGAGAACUACCAUUCCUAGCCAAAAGAGAUCCAAUAAAAGUCAGCAUCUUUUCUUUCAAGUCUGGCAGCAAGAAAGAGGACAGGAGGUGGACAUUGUGGAAUCUGAAAACAGAACUGAAAGGUGACAUUUAACUUGAAGAUGGGAGGUGGAGAAAGAUUCAGUGUUCCAUCUGUCCAGUCCAGAAAUGCUACCAAGAGCCAUCAACAACUGAAUAAUAGAAAAAAGAGUAAAGAUCAGAAUUCCCAUAUGAAGAAAAUUCACAAGAAAGAGAGAGGGCAUGGCUGCAACCCAUCAUCUGUAGCAUGGCAGGCCAUGCACAAUGAAGGAAAAGCCACAGUGCAUUUCCAAACGAACCAGACUUGGAAUCUAGCUUUAUCCCACUCACUUUUCAUGCCUCAAACCAACCAAAACUAUGCUGGAGCAAAAUUCAGUGAGCCCCCAUCCCCAAGUGUCCUUCCUAAACCACCGAGCCACUGGGUAACUGUUUCAUUUAACCCCGCGGAUAAAGAAAUCAUGACUUUUCAACUUAAGAUCUUACUGAAAGUAUAGGCUUAAGUUCCAUAGAAAAUGACACUUCGUAGUUUCAGUAUGAGUCCAUGUUGGAGUCCAUAAUUCAAAAAAA